AUAUUCGUAUUCGAGCAAAAAGUCAAGGCAUGGCUUUAUCAAUGGGUGACAAGAUCAAUAUGACACAAAAAACUGGUUUUAAAAGUGUUUCAUUAACACAAAAAUAA
This is a messenger RNA of Rotaria sp. Silwood1, 107 nucleotides long. NCBI's taxonomy places the organism in Eukaryota, Metazoa, Rotifera, Eurotatoria, Philodinida, Philodinidae. The record is from the annotation of a GenBank genome assembly.